Messenger RNA from Sinocyclocheilus rhinocerous, 636 nucleotides. Its product is annotated as UDP-N-acetylglucosamine transferase subunit ALG13 homolog. Bases 132 to 626 code for a protein of 164 amino acids. Gene Ontology annotation, biological process: dolichol-linked oligosaccharide biosynthetic process. NCBI's taxonomy places the organism in Eukaryota, Metazoa, Chordata, Actinopteri, Cypriniformes, Cyprinidae. The record is from RefSeq and is a predicted model, not a curated record. Gene Ontology annotation, molecular function: hexosyltransferase activity. The transcript is spliced from 4 exons.
GCCAUCAGGACUUUUAUUUUGAAGUAUGGAGUGUUAAGAGACUCUUACUUUUUUUUCCCACUGUUUCUUUUUUCAUUUUUGUUCACGUCUGUUUUCUGUUACAUUUAGUAAAGACUUGUCACUUAGAUAUAAUGAAAACUGUAUUCGUAACUGUCGGGACAACGAGUUUUGAUGAUCUGAUUGGCGCUGUGACUUCAGAUGAAUCCGUGAAGGCAUUAAACGAGCGUGGCUACACAGACGUGGUGCUUCAGGUUGGCAGAGGCUCAGUUGUUCCUGAUCCAGACAGCUGUCCAGGACUGACACUUCAAGUGUUUCGUUUCAAAGACUCAAUCGCCGAUGAUAUGAGACACUCAGAUCUGGUCAUCAGUCAUGCUGGAGCAGGAAGCUGUCUGGAAGCACUCGGAGCAAAUAAACCUCUCCUUGUUGUGGUCAAUGAUAAAUUAAUGGACAAUCACCAGCUGGAGCUCGCAAAGCAGCUGCAGGCAGAUUCACAUCUUAUCUACUGCACUUGCAGUACUCUGCCUCAGACUUUGAGGGAUAUGGAUCUGUCUGCUUUGACAACCUAUGUGCCUGGUCAACCGGAGAACUUCGCCAGCUUUUUAGAUAAGGCUGUUGGACUUGUUUGAGAGCUCUCUC